Molecule: messenger RNA, 1439 nt
Organism: Raphanus sativus (radish)
Lineage: Eukaryota; Viridiplantae; Streptophyta; Magnoliopsida; Brassicales; Brassicaceae
Product: acetylserotonin O-methyltransferase-like
Exons: 2
Coding region: 47-1150 (367 amino acids)
Biological process (GO): methylation
Molecular function (GO): S-adenosylmethionine-dependent methyltransferase activity; protein dimerization activity; O-methyltransferase activity
Source: RefSeq, a predicted model, not a curated record
UAGCAAUCACCUAUCUUUCAGAAGAGAAAAAAAGUGUGUAAACAAAAUGGAAGAAAAUAAAAGAAACUUAGUAGAUGAAGAAGCUAAAGCUUCGCUAGACAUAUGGAGAUAUCUCUUUGGGUUUGCAGAUAUGGCAGCUGCGAAGUGUGCAAUUGAUCUUAAAGUACCAGAAGCCCUUGAAAACCAUCCUUCUUCCCAGCCGAUGACUCUAGCCGAACUCUCCUUCGCCACCUCCGCCUCUCCGUCACAUCUCCACCGUAUAAUGAGGUUUCUUGUGCACCAGGGAGUCUUCAAAGAAGUCCCCACAAAAGAUGGUCUUGCCACAGGCUACAGAAACACGCCACUCUCUCGCCGUAUGAUGAUCACAAAACGUGACGGCAUGUCGCUGGCUCCUAUGCUUCUCCUCGAGACAAGUCCAGAGAUGCUCGCUCCAUGGUUGAAACUGAGCUCAGUUGUCUCUUCACCGGUUAACGGUUCGGUUCCGCCGUUUGAUGCGGUGCAUGGUAAGGAGUUGUGGUCGUUCACACAGGACAAUCCGCGCCACAGCGAACUAUUCAAUGAGGCCAUGGCAUGUGAUGCAAGGCGUGUGGUACCACGUAUAGCCGGAGCUUGUCAUGGCUUAUUUGACGGCGUGGCUACGGUGGUGGACGUUGGAGGCGGUACCGGAGAGACGAUGGGGAUAUUGGUUCAGGAGUUUCCUUGGAUCAAAGGAAUUAACUUUGAUCUUCCUCAUGUUGUUGAAGUUGCUCAAGUCAUGGAUAGUGUUGAGAAUUUUGGGGGAGAUAUGUUUGAUUCCGUUCCUGCAUGCGACGCUAUUUUCAUCAAGUGGGUGUUACACGAUUGGGGAGACAAAGACUGCAUACAAAUAUUGAAGAACUGUAAAGAAGCGCUCCCACCGAAGACCGGAAAAGUGUUAAUAGUGGAAUCCGUGGUCGGAGAAAAGAAAAAAACGAUGAUAAUGGAAGAAAGAGAUGAGAAACUAGAGUAUGUGAGAUUAGCGCUUGAUAUGGUGAUGAUGGCUCACACAAGCACAGGAAAAGAAAGGACUUUAAAAGAGUGGGACGUUGUCAUUAAAGAAGCUGGGUUUUCUCGCUAUGAGGUUAGGGACAUCGAUGAUGUUCACAGUGUUAUCAUUGCGUAUCGCUCUUAGAAGAUGGAGAUAAAGGGUCAAAUGGAAGAGCUCAAAAUUUAAUUAAAAAAAAGCAUUUGAGAAAUCUCAAGCAUAUUUGUGUAAUUUGGUACUAGCAGCAUGUGGGGGAAAUCUUUACCUAAGUGUCAUUGUGCUAGUGUGAAAACGUUUUUUUUUUUUUUUGUGAGAAUUUUUCAUGGUUUGUUUUACCAGUCGUGUUGUAUUGUGUUUGUCAUAUUUUCCCAUAUUGUCUAUUUGUCUCGUUGAUUGUUUGUUGACAUAUGAAUUGGUACUAUAAUCUAUGAAGUGU